AAAGCGCGGGCGGGCAUACGGUUGGUUACUUGAUAUUGAUCUGUUUUUGCUCUCUCUGCCUUGGUGUUCAUAAUUUAUGGAGGUUGUAGAGUUAAAGGUUCGUCUACAUUGCAGGGACUGUGAGAAGGCAGUUCGCAAAGCCUUGUGCAGAAUCAAAGGAGUAAGAUGCGUUGAAAUAGAUGUGAUAUCCAACAAGAUCACGGUAUUGGGAUUUAUGGAUCGCAAAAUGAUUGUAAAAGCAGUGAGGAAGACUGGGAGAAGAGCUGAGGUGUGGCCAUCAUCCCCACCAUCCACAUCAAUUUUAUCAAAAUCAUGUUGCCCCGCCCGGGAGCAGCCUACUUCCCCUUCUGGAUUUCGGUGCAUUCUUCCAAGCUGGGCUUUUUAAUUAAUAAAAGGCUUCAAAAUGUAAUGCCAAUAUUCAUGUCUUCAGUUGUGCACGCGAGAAGCUUAUAGCUCAAGUAGUUAAUAGUAUUUACUCAUGUAUUGGAUUAUAAGUUUGCUUUUCC
Molecule: messenger RNA, 506 nt
Organism: Prunus avium (sweet cherry)
Lineage: Eukaryota; Viridiplantae; Streptophyta; Magnoliopsida; Rosales; Rosaceae
Product: heavy metal-associated isoprenylated plant protein 28-like
Molecular function (GO): metal ion binding
Source: RefSeq, a predicted model, not a curated record